Lathyrus sativus (Indian pea) is the source of this 198-nucleotide messenger RNA. Lineage: Eukaryota; Viridiplantae; Streptophyta; Magnoliopsida; Fabales; Fabaceae. The record is from the annotation of a GenBank genome assembly.
AUGGAUUCUCAAAUCAAGAAUGCUAAGGUUGAAAAAAUAGUGGGGCGUACUGGUUCAAGAGGACAGGUGACUCAGGUUAGAGUGAGAUUUCUGGGUGAUUCGAACCGUGUGAUCAUGAGGAACGUGAAAGGGCCGGUUAGAGAAGGGGAUGUUCUUACCCUGCUUGAGUCUGAAAGAGAAGCUAGGAGGUUGCGCUAG